AUGGACACAAACAGAAAGAGACCACUUUCAAAUACGACCACUACCGAGGCUAAUGGAUGGAAAUCUAAAGAUCGUCGUAAUAUGAUGGUGAAGAAGAUAAACUCGUUCAUGUACUUCGUCUGUGCUGAAUAUUAUAUCCAGCGAGAUCCUCUCUCUUGGUCACAUAAAGUUCCUCACCUUCUGAAGUCUGUCGAAAAAUUUGAGGAAGAGGUGUUUGAAUCAGCCAAGGAUGAGACUGAAUACAUUAGAAGGAUAUCAGCAAAGACGAAGGAAAUAAGGGCACCACUUCCAAGUAAUGAAUCCAAUCUUUUGUCCUCAAAAGGUUCCGGUUCAGAGUCCUUCUUGAGGAAUCCUUACAGUAAUUUGGAGAGAAGAGAUGUGGAAUUGAGAAUCGAGAUUCAAAUGAUAAAAAGCAAAUACUGCGCAAAACUCAAUAUUCUUUACAAAGGUUUGAGUAAAAGAUUUGACCAGCUGAAGGCAAUUCAACAACAACCUAAGACAUCUGACUUGCUAAAAUGUGAGCAUCAUAUGCGGGCAUUAGAAUAUACUUUUGCUCUCUUCAAAGCCAACAAGAACCAAAUUACCUCUGAUUUUGAGCAAAAAAUAGAUAGGAUGGAAAACUACAUACAACUUAUUGAACAGCACAAAAUUGUUACUCCAAAAUCAAAGCUUUCCCAAGUGGAAGGAACAUCCUCAGAGAAAGUGGAAGAAACAUCUGCAAAGAAACAAACUACACAGGUAUUGAGUCUGCAUAAUUCUCAUUCGACAAAGCCAAAUUUUUAUCAAGUGACGAACCAAUUCAGCACUUCACAUGCACAAGAAGAGUCUGUUAGACAACAAGGAUAUGGAAAUGUUGUACAACAACAAACAAGUGGUGAAAGCUCACCUAUCAGCAGCAGUUAUGGGAUUUUAGCUUCACCCUUACUUGAAAAUUGCAGUAAAGUGAAAGAAACUUUUCAAGAUCAUAGUGUCAACUGUGAUGAUUCAAGCCCUGCAAUGCAACACUUGAUUAAAGUGUUGACCUCUGUAUCAGCAGAAGCAUUGGUGGCUUCUUGUGGAGAGAUUGGAAUAAUAUCUCAGUUGAAUGAAGACACGUCAACAUUAGAACCACUGAAUGGACCACCAAUUAGGGCAACUGACUCAGACUCAGAGGGAGUUCUUGUAACAGAUUCACAAGCAAGAUACUUGAGUCGUCGUAAAUUUGGUCCCAUAGAAAGGAAACUGAAUCGUUUCUUUGAUGCAGUCCCUAUAAAUGACAAUUUUAUGCAAACAGCUAAUUCAGAGAAACAUUUCUCAAGUUCAAGCAUAGUUCAGGAAAAUUAUACUCUUUUAGAAGAAAUAAAGGAGAUAAACAAGCAACUGAUAGAUACCGAGGUAGUAAUUGAGAAAAGUGAAUUUCCAACUUUUGCUGAAGGACAACAAAUUGCGCAUGGUGAAGGAUUAACUGUCAAAUUGUUUUUCAAUUCAGUGACAGUUAAUCUAAACCCAAUAUCAGAUCAUGAUGAUUUUUCCAAAAAGCCAAUAAUCAAACCACUUUGGUUGCACAUUCCCACAAAUUAUCCAAAUUCCUCAGCUGUUAUUUUAGAUGAAAUGGCAAGGGAUGAUGACAGCAAGGAUUUAGAGGAUCUAUCAAUGAAAGCUAAGUUGAAGUUAAGGGUCUGUCUAAGAAGGUUAAAUCAACCCUUGUUACUAAAGGAUAUUGCAAUGUCAUGGGACCAUUGUGCCAGAGAAGCAAUAUGUGAAUAUGCGCAACUUCAUGGUGGUGGAACCUUCACCUCAAAGUAUGGAGGAUGGGAGACAUGUUUUGAUCCUAGUUGA
Messenger RNA from Sphenostylis stenocarpa, 1818 nucleotides. NCBI's taxonomy places the organism in Eukaryota, Viridiplantae, Streptophyta, Magnoliopsida, Fabales, Fabaceae. The record is from the annotation of a GenBank genome assembly.